AUGUCCGCGCCGGGGCAGGACGCGGCGCCGCAGGUGUCGCGGCUGCUCGCGAAGGCGCCGCUGUACUUCACCAUGCUGCGCGAGCAGCUGUUCCUCAGGGAGGAGCACCAGCUGGACUGGCGGCUAUCGGACGCGCUCUCGAGGUGCGAUUCGAUGCGUGAUCCUUCGCUGAGCGGCCUUCUGAAUGCAGAUAGCGAGGAGGAGGAGGAGCCGGCGGCCGCCGGGCCGGGGGACAAGCGGGAGCCGCCGAUGUUGUGGCGCGACCUCGACUGGAAGCCCUUCAGCGGCUUUUACUACCCGAUACGGCCGGGCGACUACUCUCCGUUGAGCCCGGACGGGGAGAUGCUGGAGCGCAGCGGGAAGAUCGGCGUCGACUUCUGGCGGUGGCACCGCGAACGCGCGCCGCUCGGAUACACGCCGCCGCUGUGCACGUGCAAGCGUACCGCGGACACCGUGGCGAUGCUCAGGCGCUGCGUGAUGCGGCAGAAGGAUGGGCGGGAGCGCCGCGUCUGCGACAACGACGUCUGCAGAGGGCUGCUGUACAUACCGCACAGCCUGUUGGAGAUUCCGCUGAACCGCGUCAUAAGCAACGGGAGCGAGUUCGUGCGUCACGUGGCAGUCCCCAACGACACGGAUGUCUACUGCGGCAACAUGAAGCACACGCUGGUGAUUUGCACGACCUCGGCAGAACACGAGGCCGAGUGCCUGGAGGCGAUUCGCCAGAGCGACGUCCCCGACUCGCUCGUUUACCACGUGAAUGCGAACGGGUUCAUUCCUUACUUCAAGCACCACGUGUUCAUCGGCUCCGUGGCGCCCUUGAUGACCGUGGAGCCCAUCGACUCCGACGUGUCUGACUCCGAGGAGAACCGCGGCUUCGGCGAGACCUUCGCCAUCAAGUUCGGGAAGCACGGGAUGGUGAUCCACAAGUACGACUCGGCCAGCCACGCGGUGUCCCCCAUCGACGACGCCAUGUUGCGCGCGUGGGUGGGCAAGGACACGGAUUUGGCCGAGGUGCCGCCGCAGGAGCCCGUCACUGCGCUGAGCGACUACGUGAUAUGUGAGCUCAUGGAGUGCUUCUCGCACGACCGUCGCCCUCUGGCGUUUGUGCUUCGCAGCUGCAAGGGGGUCGUGCGCCGCCUGGAUUUCUACAAGGAGGAGGCGCGCCCCGACACGCUGCCAGCUGAUGCGUAUCGGCUGGACCCCUACGGAGCGCGCAACAAGAAGCAUAAAAUAAGCGCCUCCGACGGGCGCAAACCACUAUGGAGUACCGCCCUGGAGCGUGCGCAUUUGCUGAAAAUCAUAGAUACAAUCGAGCUGAUUAAAUCGUAA
This is a messenger RNA of Babesia bigemina, 1329 nucleotides long. RefSeq lists its product as hypothetical. The coding region runs from base 1 to 1329 and encodes 442 amino acids. The record is from RefSeq and is a predicted model, not a curated record. Lineage: Eukaryota; Apicomplexa; Aconoidasida; Piroplasmida; Babesiidae. The transcript has a single exon.